Molecule: messenger RNA, 2355 nt
Organism: Coccomyxa subellipsoidea C-169
Lineage: Eukaryota; Viridiplantae; Chlorophyta; Trebouxiophyceae; Coccomyxaceae
Exons: 8
Coding region: 553-2355 (600 amino acids)
Cellular component (GO): membrane
Molecular function (GO): glycosyltransferase activity
Source: RefSeq, a predicted model, not a curated record
CGAUCCGAUCAGAAAGCGACGGGCCCCCUUCGAAGCAUACCUUCCGUUUUAGAGGGAUCUGUGUGAGGAUCGUUGGUCACAUUCGCUCCCAGACACCUGAGCCUGCCGAGCUAGCCGCGUUGCGUAUUGUCACCAAGGCUUGCGACCUGCCAGUGUCUAGCUGUUCGACAGCGAAGGGUCCUGGUGAAACAAUUGUCGUGCAUUAAUUUCCCGUUGUUGGGCGUAAGAUCUGCCAGAUCGACGUGUCUGGAAAGGCUCGCAGUGCUCUCUGAAACAAGUGUAUUGGUGAUCUGCCCCGCUUUUUAGAGUCUCUUGCAAAAAAACUGUUGGCAUGCGUUGGAGCCUUGAAGACAGAUAGAUGGUCCGUAUAAGCAUAGUUGGUGGUUGAAAAGCCACUCCGAGAAAGGCAGAAAAAGGACUAAUAGUUGCCAGCUGUCUACAAAAGAAAGCAAGACAGGCAGCCUACUUUGUUGAUUUGGAUCGAAAGCAAUAGAAAGCAGCUCGUAAAGAAGCACUUUUGACAGCAUCGGCUCUGGGGCAGUCGCAGAGCCAAUGAAAAUGCCCAGAGUCAGCUCCAGAAGUGGAGGCCUGAACAGAAUAAGCUCAACACAGUCCCUCGCUGGGGACGUGGAGAAACCAGAGUCACGAUCUGGCUCCCUGAAUGGCUGCCCGCAGCACAGGCAUCCGCGCAGCGUGCUGACCAUUGCAGUGUGCAUGCUGCUGGCCUGCGCAGCGCUGUCAGGCUUUGUGGGAUACAGCUGGAAGGCAGGACAGCUGACGGACAGGCAAGAAAUAGUGGUGCGCGGUGUUGCGUACGUGCAUGCAGUGCCGCAGCGAAGCAUACAGCAGCUAGACUCAUCAGCAAGUACGGCGAUGAGCGUUGUCUCGGCGGCACCUUCCCUGGACGAUGUUGACCUUGUGAUGGCGAACCUUGAAGGGCUGUGCACGGAGGAGACCAGCUGGAAGUCCCAGGAGACCAACCUGGAGCAGUGUAUACAGGGUCCUUGGGCGAAGAGCGAGGAGCUGCAGGGGAGUGUGGUGCGCGAGAGCGGCAGCCGGCCCUCGGGGCGCUCGCCGGCCGGCUCGCUGCAGCAGUCGCAGCCGCAGCCCACCCCAGGGCGGGGGCUGCUGGGCCUUCGCAGCGGCUUCAUGCGGCGGGCGGCGCGUUCGGCGGCCGCGCGGAAGCUUAGCGAAGCUUCCGAGUGCGGCGCCGCCCUGGGCAUCCCCAAAGUCGCCCUGCUCUUCCUCACGCCCGGAGACAUGCCCCUCGAACAGACGUGGGAGGCGUGGUUGCGGGCGACUGCGGGGAAGCUGCGCGUGGACUGCCUGGCAAAGCGUGUGUGCGACGCUGCGGACGAGCACGCGAUGCUGACGGCAAUCAAUGCGGCAUGCGCGCCCGGCAACUCGACGCUGAGCCACCUGUUCUCCAUCUACAUCCACCCCUCACCCUCCCACAAGGGCUAUGACAAGCGCAGCAUCUUCCACGGCCGCGAGAUCUCCCCCCGAGUGAACGUGGAGUGGGCCAGCUGGGGCAUUGUGGAGGCGGAGCGGCUGCUGCUGCGGGCGGCGCUGGAGGAUCCGCUGAACCAGCGGUUUGUGUUCCUGAGCGAGGCGUGCGCACCCCUGGUGCCGGCCUCGGUGAUGUAUGCGCAGCUCAUGAGUGAGCCCAAGUCGCGCAUCAACGCCUGCACCUCCUCCGACUCGGACGCCGACACCGACCGGUGGGAGCCGGAGAUGCAGCAGGGGGAGCUGAGCCUGAAGCACUGGAGGAAGAGUGCGCAGUGGGCCUCACUCACGCGGAAGCAUGCGCAGAUCGUGUCGGACGAUGUGGCGGUCGCGGACGUGUUUGCCAAGCACUGCCGCGUUGGCACCGACAAGAAGACCGGCCACGUCUACAAGUGCAUUGCAGACGAGCACUACAUUCCGACGCUGCUGGCGCUGAAGGGGGUUGAGGCGGAGACGGACUGCUCGGGGUCGAUGACGUAUGUGCACUGGUGGGGCGAGGGCGACUCCAUGAAGCCCGAGACCUUCGUGCGCAGCGAGGUCAGCGGCGACCUCAUUGAGCAGAUGCGGAUGUCGGACUUUGGGUGCGAGAACGCGGCGGCGAUAGCGUCGGCGCCCAACAUUCUGGCGACCAUGGACGACCUGGCCACCAAGCGCUGCGAUUGGCAGCCCGAGGCCGGCUACCCCUCCGGCCUGCUCGGCCCCUCCUGCCACCUGUUCGCGCGCAAGUGGGACAAGUGGACCAGCGAAGCCAUGAUGGACCUCCUGGAGCUCGAAGAGAGCCUCUCCAUGCUGGACAGCCGGUCAGGGGCGUGCCUGCGCCCCCAGCCGCCACUGCUCUCAGACUUGUGA